AGUUUGGUUGGUUCGAUACAAACGAAGCGAUAUCGUGUUUGUGUUAAACCUCCGAUUUCUUCACUUUAUAUUUGUGUCAUAAACCUGACAUUGGCCGAACAAAACGGCGAUUUCUCCAAGCCUUCAAUUUCAUCUUCUUCUCCUGAACCUCACACCCUCUUCUCCUUCUUUCUGUUCUUCACAUCACACCUCAUCCCAUUCUCUUUCUCUCUGCAACAAUGUCUCAGGUAGUGGCCACUCGAUCCAUUCACACCUCCCUCCCGCGCCCCACCGCAGGAUAUGCACACGACAGGGCUCAAACGUUGUUAAAGCCUCCAACUUUUGCUUCCAAACUGUUCCCCUCACAAAUGAACAACCCCUCCAAAGUUUGCUCCAGAAGUUGCCUCAUCUAUGCAAGGAAAUCUGCACCCACUGAAGUUGUCCCUGUGUCACCCGAGGAUGAUUCAAAGAUUGAGGAGGAGUUGCAGCACUUGCGCGGCAUGCAGCAACUUGGUGACACUUCUGUUGGAAUGUGGUCUAAGCCCACGUUUAGGAGAAAGACAAAGAUUGUUUGUACCAUUGGUCCUUCUACCAACACCAGGGAAAUGAUUUGGAAGCUGGCUGAGGCUGGAAUGAAUGUUGCUCGUUUGAACAUGUCUCACGGAGAUCAUGCUUCUCACCAGAAAGUGAUUGAUUUGGUUAAAGAAUAUAAUGCUCAAUCCAAGGACAAUGUAAUUGCAAUUAUGCUUGACACCAAGGGUCCUGAGGUUAGGAGCGGGGAUUUGCCGCAACCAAUCAAUUUAACAAGUGGGCAGGAGUUCACUUUUACCAUCCGGAGAGGUGUUGGAACUGCAGAUUGUGUUAGCGUUAACUAUGAUGAUUUUGUCAAUGAUGUGGAAGUGGGGGACAUGCUUCUUGUUGAUGGUGGUAUGAUGUCUUUGAUGGUUAAGUCUAAGACACAGGAUUCUGUGAAAUGUGAAGUUGUUGAUGGAGGAGAGCUUAAGUCAAGGAGACAUCUGAAUGUUAGAGGGAAAAGUGCAACACUGCCUUCCAUUACUGAGAAGGAUUGGGAUGACAUCAAAUUUGGAGUGGAUAACAAAGUUGACUUCUAUGCUGUUUCCUUUGUUAAAGAUGCACAAGUAGUUCAUGAACUGAAGAAUUAUUUGAAAAGCUGUGAUGCUGAUAUACAUGUCAUUGUAAAAAUUGAAAGUGCAGACUCUAUACCGAACUUGCAUUCAAUUAUUACAGCGUCUGAUGGGGCUAUGGUUGCAAGAGGAGAUCUUGGUGCUGAGCUCCCUAUUGAAGAGGUUCCACUUUUGCAGGAAGAGAUAAUCAGGAUAUGUCGUAGCAUGGGAAAGGCUGUUAUUGUGGCAACAAAUAUGUUGGAAAGCAUGAUUGUUCACCCAACACCAACCAGAGCAGAGGUAUCGGAUAUUGCAAUUGCUGUUCGAGAAGGUUCUGAUGCAAUAAUGCUUUCUGGAGAAACUGCUCAUGGAAAGUUCCCACUAAAAGCCGUUAAAGUAAUGCACACUGUAGCAUUACGGACAGAAGCCACUAUACCAGGUGGCCAAAUGCCACCUAAUGUUGGUCAAGUAUUCAAGAACCACAUGAGUGAGAUGUUUGCUUACCAUGCAACGAUGAUGUCUAAUACUCUUGGAACCUCAACAGUUGUCUUCACUAGAUCGGGCUUCAUGGCUGUCCUUUUGAGCCACUACCGACCUUCUGGCACCAUCUUUGCUUUUACAGAUCAGAAGAGGAUACAACAGAGGCUGGCUUUGUAUCAAGGAGUCUGCCCUAUUUACAUGGAAUUCUCUGAAGAUGCUGAAGAGACGUUCACAAGAGCCUUGAAUUUACUGCAGAAGCAAGGAAUGGUAAAAGCAGGAGAAGAAGUAGCACUUGUACAAAGUGGCAGGCAACCCAUAUGGAGGUUCCAAUCUACUCACAAUAUCCAGGUCCGAACAGUGUAAUAAUAAAAGAAAGGUGGAAAGUGCCACAAAUUAAAUUUCAGGCUUUCAGGACACACUUACAUUUUAAUUCUAGAAAGGUCGUAUUGCAUUUUGGUUGCAUUUUGGUUGGUUGUUUUCGUUUGCUACCUAGGUUCCAUUUUUUCUUUAUUUAUUGCUUCUUGUUAUCACUUUUUUUCUGAACUUCUAUUGUUCUGUAUUUAGCGCAGACAAUUUUUGGUACUGGUCAUUGCAAUUUUGAUAAGAAAUUCGAAUAAGAAAAGCUUUCAGCCAUAUCCUGGACUUGAUCAAUGAUCAUUGAGUUGUUAUUAUUUAAUAGCCAAAUUUCUAGGCCUUGUGAUAUUUGAGCAUCAUUAAUAGAAUGUCAAUUUUCUUUUUGUG
Molecule: messenger RNA, 2324 nt
Organism: Abrus precatorius (Indian licorice)
Lineage: Eukaryota; Viridiplantae; Streptophyta; Magnoliopsida; Fabales; Fabaceae
Product: plastidial pyruvate kinase 2-like
Exons: 12
Coding region: 219-1946 (575 amino acids)
Biological process (GO): glycolytic process
Cellular component (GO): chloroplast stroma; cytoplasm
Molecular function (GO): pyruvate kinase activity; magnesium ion binding; potassium ion binding
Source: RefSeq, a predicted model, not a curated record